Rotaria sp. Silwood2 is the source of this 486-nucleotide messenger RNA. NCBI's taxonomy places the organism in Eukaryota, Metazoa, Rotifera, Eurotatoria, Philodinida, Philodinidae. The record is from the annotation of a GenBank genome assembly.
UUUCUUCAAUAGUACGACGAUGCGUUCGUGCAAUUGGCUCUUGUCUUCUUGCUCCGGAGGCUACUGAAGGACCAUUCUAUUGGAAUUCAACAGUUCGUAGUGACAUUACAGAAAAUAAAGAAGGUGUUCGAUUCCGUCUUACAGUUAUUGUAUUGGACACAACUACUUGCUCACCCUUAAGCGAUGCUCUUGUCGAUUUAUGGCACUGUGACGCUGAAGGAAUUUAUUCCCAUUAUAUUGCUGCUAGUCUUGGACAGAAUACUAGACAAAGAGACAAUUCGACUUUCUUUCGAGGACAGCAAUUAACUAACAAACAAGGUGUUGCAAGUUCUGAUACUAUUUAUCCUGGUUGGUAUCGUGGUCGAGCUACUCAUAUGCAUGUCAAAGUACAUGUUGGUGCUACUUUAAUAAAUAUAGGUGGAGCAAUCUAUACAAAAGGUGGUCAUGUUUCGCAUAUUGGUCAACUCUUUUUUAAUGAUACUCUUA